AUGGGUGAUGUUGAAACAUACAAGAAGAUAGAAAUCAGAUUCAUCGACAGCUGUCGCUUUAUGCCAUCAAGCUUGGAGAGAUUAGCUAAUAAUCUCGAUGAUGCCCAAUGCAAACAUCUCCGAUGGUAUUUUCCUGAGGAGGAUACAUUUCAGCUCAUGCGACGCAAAGGAAUUUAUCCAUACGAAUACAUGAAUAGCUGGCAACGAUUCAAAGAGACUGAGCUACCUCCAAAGGAGGCUUUCUAUAGCAAGCUGAACAUGAAUGGGAUUAACGAUGAAGAAUACGAACAUGCUCAGAAGGUAUGGAAUUCUAUUACUCCAAAGGGUCCAGAGACUACCAUGGGUGACUACCACGAUGCAUAUUUAGUGACGGAUGUACUGCUAUUGACCGAUAUCUUUCAGAACUUUCGCAGCACUAGCCACGCGAACUACAAGCUCAACCCCGCUCACUUCUACAGCGCACCUGGUCUCGCCUGGAAGGCAGCACUCAAGUACACAGAAAUCAAACUGGAUGACCUUACGGACCCUGAUAUGUUAUUAAUGUUUGAGAGAGGAAUCCGAGGUGGUAUAACUCAAGCAGUGCACCGCUACGCGAUAGCGAAUAAUAAAUAUAUGGGCGAUCAAUAUGAUCCUGAUAAGGAAUCGUCAUACUUACAGUACGUAGACGCCAACAACCUGUAUGGGUGGGCAAUGCAACAAUCCCUCCCAACUCAUGGCUUCAAAUGGGUAUCGAAUAUUGAGAUAAUCGAUGAAAAGAAGAUCGAGAAAUUGGUAUCUGAUAUUAAAUAUGGGUACUUGCUGGAGAUUGACGUUGAUUAUCCGAAGGAUUUACACGACAAACACAACGAGCUUCCCUUCCUGCCGAAGCGCAAGAUGAUCCACAGGGUCGAGAAAUUGAUACCAAAUCUUGAACACAAGAAGAAAUAUGUAGUGCACAUCGGAGCUUUACAUCAAGCUUUAAAGCAUGGGCUCGAGCUUAAAAAAGUCCACCGCGCUAUCCAGUUUAAUCAAUCCCCGUGGCUGCGAGGUUAUAUAGAUCACAACACGAAACUGAGAACUGCCGCCAAGAAUGACUUUGAGAAAGAUUUUUAUAAGCUUAUGAAUUUGAGCGUGUUCGGCAAGACGAUGGAAAACAUCCGCAAUCAUCGGAAUAUCAAAUUAGUGACCAAUGAAGCUGCAUAUACAAAGAUUACCAUGCAACCAAACUUUAAAAGCGGCACUUGUUUCGGUAAGAAUCUCAUGGGUAUUGAGAUGAGCAGAACGGGUAUUAAGAUGAAUAAGCCCGUCUAUAUUGGUCAGGCUAUUCUAGAUCAGUCAAAACCGUCAUGUACGAGUUUCAUUAUGACUACAUGCAGCCCAAAUACGGUAGUGAAUUAA
Molecule: messenger RNA, 1377 nt
Organism: Hydractinia symbiolongicarpus
Lineage: Eukaryota; Metazoa; Cnidaria; Hydrozoa; Anthoathecata; Hydractiniidae
Exons: 1
Coding region: 1-1377 (458 amino acids)
Source: RefSeq, a predicted model, not a curated record